CAGAAAACGUGUUGCGUGAUUCGAUACCAGAGCAUCAUGUGGCCAGCCCUCCUAGUGUGUCAGCUCGUCCUGAUUCUCCAAUCAGAGGCUCAGGGUCCCUGCCUCACCCACCCAACAUUCAGAGACCCAGCCAACUCUGAUAUCACAGUUGUGUGUGGCACAAACAGCAUGGAGCUUCAGAUUUUGCUGUGCCCCCUGUACUUCUAUGGCUAUAAUGAAUCCAUGGCGGCUCUUAAUAGUCAGUUUGGUAAACCCGAGUGCAAAGGAAUCGCUGACUGGACUGUCGACCCACCUAUAAUAAAAUUCCAGUUCUACAUCACUGAACCAUACAUAUCCGACUGUGCCAAUAAGCUGACGAUCACUGAGGAGAUCGGAUCUGGGCUGUUCUCCGAUUUCUCUAGCGUGCAGUCUGUGAACAUCUCUGGGGUGGUCACUACUCAGGACCCGAAUGCUGGAACCAUCACCUACCGGCAGGAAAUGAAAUACCUCUUUUCCUGUAGAUACCCACUGCAGUACUUGGUCAACAACACAGAGAUGAGUGUAUCUGGAGUGAGUCUGGCAAUUAAGGACAAUAACGGUAGUUUCGUCAGCACCCUAAGCAUGGUUCUUUUCGAGGACUACACAUAUACAACUCGUCUUUUCAUACCUCCAACGGGUCUCAUGCUGAAGACCAGGGUUUUUGUGGAAGUCCGAGCCACUAAUCUCACAGAAAGGUUCAAUGUUCUGUUGGAUCGAUGCUAUACAACCACCAGUCCUUACCCAGGAAACAGCACAUCAUUUGACUUGUUUGUCGGAUGCAACCUUGAUCCACAAACCAUAAUGGGUGUGAAUGGAGAACAGCAGGUGGCACACUUCUCGUUUGAGACUUUUCGCUUUGUGGAACACAAAAACAGGAUAGUGUCGACCUUUUAUCUACACUGCGCCACCAGGCUCUGCGAGACCUCUUUCUGUAGGUCUUUACGGCAGAACUGCACAACGUCCGCAAGGAAGCGGAGGGCCGUCCAAUCAGAUCAGGGAACCUCAGUGAGUGACGUUGCCACGGUGAGCUCUGGGGCAAUCAUCACCAGAGUGGAUGAACCAUUAGGACCUGUUGCCACAGUGUCUAAAAAUCCGAAGCAGGACGAGGCAGUGGUGGGCAUCUCUGUGGCAGCGGGGGUGUUCGGAGGCCUGUGUGUCGUCAUGCUGGCUGUGCUUAUCUACAGGAUCCGCAGGGACAAGUUCAAUGCAGACAAAUCAAACCUUUUUCACUGACAGCUCUCAGGGAUCGAUGUGAAAUCCGUAACAAGGGCUACUACCUCUCAAAGUUUAGAGGUCAUCCCGUUCCUGUCGAGGAACAACAAAAUGUCUUGAAACCUUUUUUUAAAUAGACGUGCGCCUUACAGUAAAACAAAGUAAAUUCAGUAAUGAAUGAAUUAGAUUCAUAAUCUUUUUGCAUGCCAGUGUUCAUUGAUUUAAACUAUACUCCAUUUAUAUAUGUGCAAUUUUGGGUUUUCUGUAAGAGGGCAUUCUUGUAUAAAAGAUUUUUUUGUUAAUGUUGUAAUUUCAUGAAUGAUUAAAGCAAACCUAGGAAAUAUUAAUUUAUGGCUGCAAACACUAGCCUUAAUUUAAGAUUUGUGCUU
Puntigrus tetrazona (Sumatra barb) is the source of this 1619-nucleotide messenger RNA. RefSeq names its product zona pellucida-like domain-containing protein 1. Gene Ontology annotation, cellular component: cell surface. The record is from RefSeq and is a predicted model, not a curated record. Bases 37 to 1251 code for a protein of 404 amino acids. The transcript is spliced from 11 exons. NCBI's taxonomy places the organism in Eukaryota, Metazoa, Chordata, Actinopteri, Cypriniformes, Cyprinidae.